Octopus sinensis (East Asian common octopus) is the source of this 1301-nucleotide messenger RNA. Its product is annotated as cAMP-regulated phosphoprotein 19. Gene Ontology annotation, cellular component: cytoplasm. Gene Ontology annotation, molecular function: protein phosphatase inhibitor activity. NCBI's taxonomy places the organism in Eukaryota, Metazoa, Mollusca, Cephalopoda, Octopoda, Octopodidae. The coding region runs from base 185 to 673 and encodes 162 amino acids. The transcript is spliced from 3 exons. The record is from RefSeq and is a predicted model, not a curated record.
UGCACGUUAGUAGGCGCCAUAUUGGUAAGGAAGAGUGAAAAAGGCGUCAAAUAUUCGAUUGUUGUGGAAAGUUGAUGGUGGUCGAUUGGACGGCGAAGCUUUGGAAGAAAAAACAUACGAACGGGCACUGCUUUAAUUUAUUUCCCCUCCCCUUGUACAUAAGGCACGCACAGCCCCAUCAAAGAUGUCGUCUGAAACAGGAGGGACGGCUGUGUCGAGUGCCGCCGCCGGGAUGAGUCGGGUGGAGUCUUCUUCCACCGUCCGAGAAGACAACACCAAUAAUACUUCUUCAGUCGACAGCACCGGACCCCAUGCCGACACUCAGAAACAACCUCAGGGUAAAAAUGUCAUAGAACAUCAAGAAGAAGCCAAGCUAAAGGCCAAAUAUCCAAAUUUGCAAAUAAAAGGAGGUGGCUCAGCCUUGUUGCAGAAGCGUUUACAGAGAGGUUUUCAGUACUUUGAUUCUGGGGACUAUAACAUGGCAAAAGCCAAACAGAACAACCCGUCAGCUCCUUUACCUGCAUUAGAGAAACGCUAUUUUCAAGAUUCCUUUGGAGAGCCUAUUCCCAAACCUCCAAAACCUGAAAACCUCCCUCCAAAAAAACCUCACUGUCAGACAAGCAAACUGGCCAGUGAUACAGCAGCGACAGCUUCUUCUCCUUCUCCUUUAUGAUCAGACAUUUUAUAGUUGCUGGCUUGGGCUGCCUCUUUUCACCCCCCAUUCCCUCCUCUUUUUUUUUUUUUUAACUGUGUGUGUGGGUGUGCGUGUAUGUGUGUCUUUUUUUUUUUUUUUUGUUUUGCAGUUGAGCAGCAGUCAUGAUACUUAACACCCGUCUUUGCAUUAUUGACACAUGCUCGUUUCGAAACACUAAUGCAAUUGCAAAUUAAUCUUGUUCCCUCCUCUCUUAUUUUGUUGUUGUUGUUGUCACAAUGCAAUAAGUACCACCACAAAAGAAAAAAGGAAAAAAAAAAAAAAGCAAGCAGCCAUUUCACUGCAACUGCGACAGGUAUCACCUUUGAGGUAACCCUGUUGUUGUUGGAGAUUUUUGCAGACAAGAAAUAUUCCGUUAAAACCCUCUUUCAAUACAAUGGUCAUCCAGUGAAUGAAGAAGAUAUUAGCAAAAGCGCUGCUACUGUACUCUUUCCUUCUUUUCUUCCCCACCAGUUUUUAAAAUAAAAUUAUUUUUUCUUUUUUUUUUCCUUGCCUUUUCCUAACUCCACUGCUUAUCGUUAAUUAAUUAUCUCCUAUAUUUGAUAACUUUUUUUUAAUCUAUCCACUUUUGGUGGUUUUUAAUUUUUUU